This is a messenger RNA of Pneumocystis carinii B80, 1531 nucleotides long. Its product is annotated as alpha,alpha-trehalose-phosphate synthase [UDP-forming] 1. The transcript is spliced from 7 exons. Bases 41 to 1531 code for a protein of 496 amino acids. Gene Ontology annotation, cellular component: cytosol; alpha,alpha-trehalose-phosphate synthase complex (UDP-forming). Lineage: Eukaryota; Fungi; Ascomycota; Pneumocystomycetes; Pneumocystales; Pneumocystaceae. Gene Ontology annotation, biological process: cellular response to heat; trehalose biosynthetic process. The record is from RefSeq and is a predicted model, not a curated record. Gene Ontology annotation, molecular function: alpha,alpha-trehalose-phosphate synthase (UDP-forming) activity.
CUAAUACACAAGACAAAUAGGCUAUAUUUAAAGCCUCAAGAUGCUAAAGGGAUGUCAGAAGUCUAGGGUUAGUCAUGAGGAUACACGGCUUUUAGUUAUAUCAAAUCGGCUUCCAAUUACAAUUAAACGAAAAGGAAAGGGCGAAUAUGAAUUUAGUAUGUCAUCAGGAGGUCUUGUAAGUGCCUUAAGUGGGCUAAAGAAGUCUAUUUAUUUUUCAUGGAUUGGAUGGCCAGGUGUGGAAAUUCCAGAAUCAGAGCAGAAAUAUGUAAUAUCUAGGCUCCAGGAGGAGUAUAAUGCGGUGCCAGUAUUUAUGGAUAAUGAAUUGGCGGAUCGACAUUAUAAUGGAUUUAGUAAUAGUAUUUUAUGGCCACUUUUUCAUUAUCAUCCAGAUGAAAUCCGCUUUGAUGAACCUACAUGGGAGGCGUAUAGAGAGGCAAAUGGAAGAUUUGCAAAGCUUAUAUGUUCUAUUGUUCAAGAAGGGGAUUUAAUAUGGGUGCAGGAUUAUCAUCUUAUGUUACUUCCGGCUAUGUUACGAGAGGAAAUUGAUAAAAAAUACAAGAAUAUAAAAAUAGGAUUUUUUCUUCAUACACCUUUUCCUAGUAGUGAGAUUUACAGAAUUCUACCAGUACGGAAUGAAAUCUUACACGGUGUUCUUCACUGUGAUUUGAUUGGAUUUCAUACCUAUGACUAUGCUAGACAUUUUCUUUCCUCAUGUUCACGUAUUUUAAAUCUUCAUACGUUGCCAAAUGGUGUAGAAUUUGAUGGAAAAUUGGUUAAUGUUGGCGCAUUUCCUAUCGGUAUUGAUCCAGACAAAUUUACAGAAGGUCUUAAACAACCUAAGGUCAUAGAAAGAAUACAAACUUUAGAAAAAAAAUUCGAAAAUAUUAAGAUUAUAGUCGGUGUUGAUAGACUAGAUUAUAUUAAAGGUGUACCUCAAAAGCUUCAUGCCUUGGAAUUUUUCCUCACUGAACAUCCUGAAUGGAUUGGCAAGGUUGUUCUUGUUCAAGUUGCCGUACCAUCACGCCAGGAUGUUGAAGAAUAUCAAAAUCUUAGAGCAGUAGUAAAUGAACUAGUUGGUCGAAUAAACGGAAAAUUUGGAACUAUAGAAUUUAUGCCUAUUCAUUUUAUGCAUAAGAGUAUCAGCUUCGAUGAAUUAAUUGCUUUAUACGCAGUUUCUGAUAUAUGCCUCGUUAGUUCAACUAGAGAUGGAAUGAAUUUGGUAUCUUAUGAAUAUAUUUGUACUCAACAAAAAAGACAUGGAGUAAUGAUACUAAGCGAAUUUGCGGGCGCUGCUCAAUCACUUAAUGGAAGCCUAAUUGUCAACCCAUGGAACGUCACCGAACUUGCAGGUGCUAUUUAUGAUGCAAUUACAAUGCCUGAAGAUUUACGAAAAUCCAACCAUGAAAAACUCUAUCGUUAUGUUAACAAAUACACAAGUUCAUUUUGGGGCCAGUCAUUUGUCAAUGAAUUAAAACGUAUUUCUUUAUUAUCAGAGAACAUAAUGGAUUCCAUGGUUAAUCCUCUAGCAUAA